Cephus cinctus (wheat stem sawfly) is the source of this 3045-nucleotide messenger RNA. It is a transcript of the gene Prp6, whose product is annotated as pre-mRNA-processing factor 6. NCBI's taxonomy places the organism in Eukaryota, Metazoa, Arthropoda, Insecta, Hymenoptera, Cephidae. Gene Ontology annotation, biological process: spliceosomal tri-snRNP complex assembly; mRNA splicing, via spliceosome. Gene Ontology annotation, molecular function: protein binding. The coding region runs from base 46 to 2841 and encodes 931 amino acids. The transcript is spliced from 8 exons. The record is from RefSeq and is a predicted model, not a curated record. Gene Ontology annotation, cellular component: catalytic step 2 spliceosome; U4/U6 x U5 tri-snRNP complex.
CUUUUGGAACCAUUCUGCACCAUUCCAACAAUGUGAAAUGCUAAAAUGGCAGUCCCAUCGGCUUCUCUGUCAACCAGGAAUAAAAAGCAUUUUCUUGGAGUACCAGCUCCUUUGGGAUACGUAGCUGGUGUUGGAAGAGGUGCAACAGGAUUUACUACACGUUCUGAUAUCGGACCUGCCCGAGACGCCAACGACGUUUCGGAUGAUAGACAUGCACCACCUACUAAGAGGGCUAAGAAAAAAGAGGAAGAAGAGGAAGAUGAGGAGGAUCUGAAUGAUUCAAAUUAUGAUGAAUUUUCUGGCUAUGGAGGAUCUUUAUUCAGCAAAGAUCCAUAUGACAAAGAUGAUGAAGAAGCUGACGCAAUUUAUGAAGCAAUCGAUAAGCGAAUGGACGAGAAACGCAAAGAGUAUCGUGAAAAGCGGCUUCGUGAAGAAUUAGAACGAUAUCGUCAAGAACGACCAAAAAUUCAACAACAAUUUUCCGACUUGAAACGAGAACUUGUGAAUGUAUCGGAGGAUGAAUGGAAGAAUGUACCAGAAGUGGGUGAUGCUAGAAACAGGAAACAACGUAAUCCACGAACUGAGAAAUUUACACCCUUACCUGAUUCUGUAUUAGCUCGAAAUCUCGGUGGAGAAACUGCGACGAGCAUUGAUCCCACAAGUGGUUUGUCAUCAAUGAUGCCAGGAGUGGCAACACCUGGAAUGUUGACUCCUACCGGAGAUUUAGAUUUAAGAAAGAUUGGACAAGCUAGAAAUACAUUGAUGAACGUCAAGCUCAAUCAGGUUUCAGAUUCUGUCGAAGGACAGACCGUAGUUGAUCCCAAGGGAUAUCUUACAGAUUUACAAAGCAUGAUUCCCACUUAUGGUGGUGACAUCAAUGAUAUUAAGAAAGCUAGAUUGCUUCUGAAAUCAGUUCGUGAGACCAAUCCAAAUCAUCCUCCAGCGUGGAUAGCAUCUGCUCGUUUAGAGGAAGUUACGGGGAAGGUUCAAGCUGCCAGAAACUUGAUUAUGAAAGGUUGCGAAGUAAAUCCCACUUCCGAAGACCUCUGGUUAGAAGCAGCCAGAUUACAACCUCCAGACACUGCCAAAGCAGUAAUAGCACAAUCUGUUAGGCAUAUUCCAACGUCUGUGAGAAUUUGGAUAAAGGCUGCGGAUCUCGAAACGGAAACAAAGGCGAAGCGUCGUGUUUAUCGAAAAGCUUUAGAACAUAUUCCCAACUCUGUGAGACUGUGGAAAGCUGCAGUAGAGCUUGAAGAACCAGAAGAUGCUCGAAUUCUUCUUAGUCGUGCUGUGGAGUGUUGUCCGACCAGUGUAGAUCUUUGGUUGGCUCUGGCUAGACUUGAAACAUAUGACAAUGCAAGGAAAGUCCUGAACAAAGCCAGGGAAAAUAUUCCAACAGACAGACAAAUUUGGACAACUGCAGCAAAACUUGAGGAAGCUAAUGGCAACAAACACAUGGUCGAGAAAAUCAUUGACAGGGCUAUUUCUUCUCUGAGUGCUAAUGGCGUUGAAAUCAAUCGGGAGCAUUGGUUCAAGGAAGCCAUGGAAGCUGAGAAAGCUGGUGCUGUACACUGCUGUCAAGUCAUUGUGAAGGCUAUUAUUAGCUUUGGUGUUGAAGAAGAAGAUCGCAAGCACACAUGGAUGGAGGAUGCAGAGACUUGUGCCCAGCAAGGGGCCUUGGAAUGUGCCAGGGCUGUUUAUGCAUAUGCAUUGACUGCUUUCCCUAGUAAGAAAUCUAUAUGGUUGAGGGCUGCCUAUUUUGAAAAGACUUAUGGAACCAGAGAAUCUCUGGAAUCCCUUCUUCAGAGAGCUGUUGCUCAUUGUCCCAAGAGUGAAGUUCUUUGGCUGAUGGGAGCCAAGUCUAAGUGGCUGGCUGGAGAUGUCCCGGCAGCUAGGGGAAUUCUUUCACUGGCUUUCCAAGCUAAUCCAAAUUCUGAAGAAAUUUGGCUGGCCGCUGUGAAAUUAGAAUCAGAGAAUUCAGAAUACGAACGUGCUAGACGACUUUUGGCAAAAGCUCGAGCUUCGGCACCAACUCCCAGAGUGAUGAUGAAGAGUGCAAAAUUGGAAUGGGCCCUAAACAAUCUUGAUGCAGCCCUUCAUUUACUCAAGGAAGCUAUUGAAGCUUUCGAUGAUUUUCCAAAAUUAUGGUUAAUGAAGGGGCAGAUUGAAGAACAACAAGGAAAUUUGGAUAAAGCUCUGGAAACAUAUAAUCAAGCCAUUAAAAAAUGUCCAACAUCUGUUCCGCUAUGGCGGCUUCUCGCACAACUUGAGCAUCGCAAAGGACAAGUAACAAAGGCUCGAUCAGUCCUGGAAAAGGCUCGCUUGCGUAAUCCCAAAAAUGCAGAACUCUGGUUAGAAGCUGUAAGAAAUGAAUUGAAAACUGGUGGCGUACGCGACAUGGCAAAUACAUUGAUGGCAAAAGCUCUUCAAGAAUGUCCUACUUCCGGUCUUCUUUGGGCAGAAGCUAUCUUCAUGGAGGCUCGGCCACAACGUAAAACAAAGAGUGUAGAUGCACUGAAAAAAUGUGAGCAUGACGCACAUGUUCUUCUAGCCGUAUCUAAGCUUUUCUGGUGUGAACAUAAGAUCUCGAAAUGUCGGGAUUGGUUUAAUCGCACAGUGAAAAUCGAUCCUGAUCUUGGGGAUGCUUGGGCGUAUUUUUACAAAUUUGAACUUCUUAAUGGAACCAUAGAACAACAGGAAGAUGUGAAGAAACGAUGCGUUGCUGCAGAACCGCAUCAUGGAGAAAACUGGUGUAAAGUUUCUAAAAAUAUUGCAAACUGGUGUCUUGGCAUCGACCAGAUUCUCAUCUUAGUCACCAAGGAUCUGCCCAUACCUAUUUAGAGAAGUUUGACUGCUGACAUGAUUGUCAUUAUCUUUAUUUACACAUGAAGGAACCUGAAAGAUUUUACACUUAUUACUAUGAAAUAGAAGCAAGUUGCUCCUAAUGUGGAAUGAGGAAAUACAAAUUAUAUUUAAAAUGAUAUAAAAUAAAAACAAAAUGAUAAUGUGUAAAACUAUGAAAAAAUAAAAAUAUGUCAAAAAGUA